Molecule: messenger RNA, 753 nt
Organism: Seriola dumerili (greater amberjack)
Lineage: Eukaryota; Metazoa; Chordata; Actinopteri; Carangiformes; Carangidae
Product: ecto-ADP-ribosyltransferase 5-like
Molecular function (GO): NAD+-protein-arginine ADP-ribosyltransferase activity; NAD+ poly-ADP-ribosyltransferase activity
Source: RefSeq, a predicted model, not a curated record
AUGGUAGACACUCUAAAGGUCAAGUACCACUGGAUCUGGCUCCAAAUGCUGUUGAUGACAUGUACACUGGUUGCAAAGACAAGAUGGACUACAGAGUGAAGAAGCAGUACCUGCCAAAUGAGAAAAACAAGGACAAAAAUUUCACACUUGCCAGUGGUGAAGCAGAGAAAUAUUACAACAAAAGAUGGAAGCAGAAAAGGGAAGAGACCGUCCACGGCACUGGGGAAAGAACAGAUCAUGGCUAUUUAUGUUUAUACCCUUGACAAACCAAAUGUUUAUCUUGAUUUCAAUAAUGCUGUUCGAACCCAGAGAUCCGUGUACACGACCACAUUCAGCUAUCACACGCUUCACUUUUUCCUGACUGACGCCCUUCAAACCCUCAACUCUCGGAAACCUGAAGUGGAUAGAUGUGUGACUGGCUACCGUAGAGUCAACAGCUACUUUAGCCAAGACGCUGUCAAUAAGAUGGUUCGCUUUGGAUCUUUUACCUCCAGCUCACAGGGCUGGUACCCCAGCGCUGACAGAUUUGGGGACAAGUCAUGCUUUGAGAUCCUCACAUGCUUCGGAGCAGACAUCUCGCUGUACUCUGAGCUCGGAGAGUCAGAAAGAGAAGUGCUGAUUCCUCCUUAUGAGGUCUUUAAAGUCGCAAAGAUAGAGAGGAGAUCUGUCCAGCGGAAGCUGCCAUGUGAGGUGGUCUAUAAACUGAAGAGUACACGCAAAACUCUUUCCAAUUUGAACUGUGCUCUUUUCUGA